CGGACGUUGAGGGCGGGAAAGCCGAGGCUUGGAGCUUUGCGAAGCCUGGCGAGCUCCCGGAGGACGCGGCGGCGUUAAAACGAUGGAGAUGUCGGAGAGACAGGGGAGCAGUACGUCUCCACACUCGGAUAAGAGUGAGCCCUUUUCAAGAGGCCACCUAGUGACCUUCAACAUUCGAAGUUGAACACAGAACCGAACACAGUAACCCGCCGCGUAGAGCGGCAUGGAAGUCAAAUGAACGCCUAGUCUCCGGCACGCGGUAUUGCCAUAUGUGUCAUUGUCUCAGCAGAUGGCACCACCAAGUCCGAGCAACAGUACCCCGAACAGCAGCAAUGGGAGCAAUGGAAACGACCAGUUGAGCAAAACCAACCUCUAUAUUCGGGGAUUGCAACCAGGCACUACUGACCAGGACCUUGUCAAACUGUGCCAGUCAUAUGGCAAGAUUGUCUCUACUAAGGCCAUAUUGGACAAGAGCACGAACAAAUGCAAAGGCUAUGGCUUUGUGGACUUUGACAGUCCUUCAGCCGCACAGAAAGCUGUCACGGCACUGAAAGCCAGUGGUGUACAGGCACAGAUGGCAAAGCAACAGGAGCAGGACCCCACAAACUUAUACAUAUCAAACCUUCCAUUAUCAAUGGACGAGCAAGAACUGGAGGGGAUGCUGAAGCCCUUUGGCCAGGUUAUCUCCACUCGAAUCCUCCGAGACACCAGAGGGACCAGCAGAGGGGUUGGCUUUGCAAGGAUGGAGUCCACAGAGAAGUGUGAAGCCAUCAUCACCCACUUUAAUGGAAAAUAUAUUAAGACACCUGCUGGAGUACCAGCCCCAUCUGAUCCCUUGCUUUGCAAGUUUGCUGAUGGUGGUCCAAAGAAACGACAGAAUCAAGGGAAAUAUAUGCAAAAUGGACGGGCCUGGCCAAGGAAUGGAGAUAUGGGUGGUAUGGCCUUGACCUAUGACCCCACCACAGCUCUUCAGAAUGGGUUUUACCCGGCUCCUUACAACAUGACCCCCAACAGGAUGCUUGCUCAGUCUGCACUCUCCCCGUACCUUCCAUCUCCUGUGUCCUCCUAUCAGAGAGUAACUCAGACGUCUCCUCUCCAAGUGCCUAACCCGUCUUGGACGCACCACCCGUCCUACCUCAUGCAGCCUUCGGGUUCCGUGCUGCCGCCAGGGAUGGAUCACCCCCUUUCUCUGCAGCCGGCCUCCAUGAUGGGACCUCUUACCCAGCAACUGGGGCACCUCUCCCUCAGCAGCACAGUACGUGCCGGCGGCCGCCCCCGUGCCGGGAGCUUACAUCUCCCCGUACACCCCCGUGCCUUCUUCCGGUGUUGCGGCCGAGGAGAGCAGCGGCCCGCAGACUCAGGUGCCGGUGGACGCCCCCUCGGACCACGGGCUCUACUCGUUCCAGUUCAGCAAGUAGCCGCGUGCUCUGGAGCCGAACCCGCAAGGUCUCUGAGGUGUGCCUGGACAGACGGAUCGUUGGAGAGGCUGAUGCUCCCGAACUCCGGAGGGCUGACUGGGAAUACAGACCCGCUGUGGGCCCUGCGAAGGACUAACACGUGGGCAGCGUUUUUCACAGGCCUGGGCCUGGAGAAAGAAAGCUCUGCACUUCUGCUCUCUGCUUCUUUCUCCAUUCCCCAGGGAGCCCUGGCGAGCCCGGGCCAGCCUGCCCUUUUUGUGUGCGCUGCAUUCAAGGAGAUCAAAAGAACUUUUUUCUUUCUUUUGCAAAGAAAAUUUUAUAUUUUGUUUUUAACUGCAAUAUACUCUUUUCAUAUCCCAAAGAGACAUAGUGCCUUGAGCUUCUUCUCUUUAUGAAAAACAGUUUUUGAUAUGUCGGACUUAUCAGGGGAGGCUUCACAAAUUUUGUUAUUUCUUAAAAAAGAAAGUGCAGUGAUAGGAUGUUGAUGAAGGAGUCCUACUGUGGGCCCUUGUGUGUUUGGUUAUGGGCUUAUUUUGAGGGGUGGGGUGUGUAGGAGAAUAUACAGACUUUACAAAUUUUGUUUUAUAAAGCUCUUAGUUCACACAUCUCGUUUCUUCUUCACACAUUUUAUGCCUUCUUUCUCUCAUCCAGACUGUUCUUUCUUUUUUAUACAGCAGAGCCUGCCUACUUUGCCUUUUUACAGUAUUUAAUGUUGUUCAAUUUCUUUUUUGAAUGAAAUUUUGUAUGGACUUUUUUGGGGGCUGGGCAAGGAACAGAACUCUAAGCAGGCAGUGGAAGUGACUUUUCCUCGCUCUGCCUUGCCACAUCCUGGGGGAAAAGAC
This is a messenger RNA of Ailuropoda melanoleuca (giant panda), 2260 nucleotides long. RefSeq names its product RNA binding motif single stranded interacting protein 2 (gene RBMS2). The record is from RefSeq and is a predicted model, not a curated record. NCBI's taxonomy places the organism in Eukaryota, Metazoa, Chordata, Mammalia, Carnivora, Ursidae. The transcript has 14 exons. Gene Ontology annotation, cellular component: ribonucleoprotein complex. Gene Ontology annotation, molecular function: RNA binding. The coding region runs from base 290 to 1813 and encodes 507 amino acids.